CAAGUCGGUCAAAGAGAUGCCACAGCCAAAGCAAUAGCCCAAACAAACGAACGAAAACCCCGCUGACGUAAGCAACCGUGCAAAAACCCAAUAAACUAACAACCAAAAAUCUCUUUCGCGUGAGUUUUGUCUUAACGACAGGAGAGACCAAAUCUAGCCCCUUUUGUUCGGUUUUAUUUUUUUAUUUUUUAUUUAAAAAAAAAACCUUUUCAUCAGUUUUAUGUUACUUCCUCUUGUCCUAAAGUCCAGAAUCAUCGUCGCUAUCUAAAGAAACCGACUUCUAAAUUUAAAGAAAAGAAACAGGAAGAAAAUCCUCCACACUCACCCGUGCUCAAACAAGGGAAAAUAUUUUUAGGUUGAUUAGGGGUAGGGUUUCUUCUUGGAGUAAAGUAAAGUAAAAAGCUCACACAAGAUGCAGCAGCCACCGCAAAUGAUCCCUGUGAUGCCUUCAUUUCCACCUACUAACAUCACUACUGAACAGAUUCAGAAGUACCUUGAUGAGAACAAGAAGUUGAUUUUGGCAAUUUUGGACAACCAGAAUCUUGGAAAACUAGCUGAAUGCGCCCCGUAUCAAGCUCAGCUGCAAAAGAAUUUGAUGUACUUGGCUGCGAUUGCGGAUGCACAACCACAGACAACACCAACGAUACCUCCUCAGAUGGCGCCACAUCCUGCAAUGCAACCAGGAGGAUAUUUUAUGCAACAUCCUCAGGCUGCUGCAAUGGCACAGCAACCUGGUAUUUUCUCCCAAAAGGUGCCAUUACAAUUCAAUAACCCACAUCAAAUGCAGGAUCCACAGCAGCAGCUGCAUCAGCAGCAUCAACAAGCCAUCCAAGGGCAAAUGGGAAUCAGACCUGGAGGGCCCAAUAAUGGCAUGCAUCCCAUGCAUGCUGAGGCUGCUCUUGGAGGUGGCAGCAGUGGUGGCCCACCUCCAGGUUCAGGCCCAAAUGAUGCACGUGGUGGGAACAAGCAAGAGGGCUCUGAGGCUGGUGCUGAUGGGCAGGGGGUUACCACUGCUGGGCAUGGUGGUGGUGAUGGAGCAGAGGAGGCAAAGUAACUGCCCUAAUCGGUUGUUUUAAUUGGAUACUUGUGGCUGUUGAUAGUAGGCGUCUCUUACGGUAGGAGUUGUAUUGCUCUGGUGAUCUUUGAUAUACAGUGUUAGAAUUAAAAUUUUCUUUGUUGCUCUUUAAUAUAACAGUUUAGGUAGGUAACUUUUGUUGAGGUUCUUGGCAUGCCAAUUAAUUAAAGAACAGGUGGUUAGACACAGACGGUUUAGUUGUAAAAGGAGGAGGCUUAAAGCAUGUGGUCACUGCCUCCAGUGCUGUUAUUUUGUAAUAACCUAUAAAAGCUUGCAGCGUGUAUCAGAAUUGUGAUCCAAUUGAAGUUUCCUUGGUUGUUAUUGGAAAUGGUUUGUGUA
This is a messenger RNA of Theobroma umbraticum, 1414 nucleotides long. It is a transcript of the gene GIF3, whose product is annotated as GRF1-interacting factor 3. Lineage: Eukaryota; Viridiplantae; Streptophyta; Magnoliopsida; Malvales; Malvaceae. The record is from RefSeq and is a predicted model, not a curated record.